AUGCGUGAGCGCAGCGUGGCAUGCGCCGGCCAGAGAGGCGGUGCCCGCGGCGGCGCGCGGACGAUGGCGCGCUGGCUGUGGGCGACGACGCUCCUCGUAACACUCGCUGCCAUCGACGCCUGGAAACCCCCUGUGCAACCCCUAUUGAUACCCCCUGGCGCAUCGCGUAUACGAGUGCCCCGCCAUGCCCAUGGUUCCUUUCAUCAUCUCCACAUACUUGGUUGGCACCUUGAACUGCAAGAAAACCGCGCCAUUCGUUCUCCAUAUUACAAUGAGUGCCAGUUCUAUAAGGGUAGAGUACUCCAUAAAGAAGGGUCAACCGUGACAGUGACGGAGUGCGAAGGACAGUUGUAUGGGCUACUUCAAGUGGAUGGAGAGGAUUUCGUUCUGCAACCAACUCAUACAGACAGCGGUCAUGUGCUGCGACGUCGUGAUGUACUGUUGUCGGAGCAGCCAGCGGCGUACAACCUCACUGGUGACACGGUCACUGACCUUGACAUUGAUUUCGAGGAAGAUGAGCCAAUGUCUGUAAUGCACGUGCAUCCCCGACAUAGUGACCAUUCCGAUGUUGAUUAUUUUAGAAAUGUCCUUCCCGUUACGAGACCGGUCUCAGGCGUUAAAGGAUUAUGGCUCGAAUUAGCAAUAGUUGCGGACCAUACGAUGUUGAAAUUCCACGGUCAGGAACGGGUGAAACACUAUAUCUUAGCCAUAAUGAACAUCGUCAGUGCCAUCUUCAACGAUCACUCUCUCGAUUCAAACAUGACUCUUGUCAUCAACAAGCUAUUUUUGUACGAGGAGAAGGACCCAGUAAUAAAACAUGGCAAUGUGAAAAAAUCACUUGAGGCUGUAAAUAAAUGGAAUUACCGACACCUAAUGAAACUACCGGCAGAUAGUACAGGUUGGGAUGCAGCGGUUUGGUUAACUCGGGCGCAGCUCGGGGGACCCUCGGGCUUCGCCCCCGUUGGUGGAGUUUGCACGAAAACUCGGUCAGCUGCAAUAGACCGAGAUGAAGGGCUCACCAGCGCUUUCGUCAUCGCUCAUGAAUUGGGUCAUUUGUUGGGCUUAACCCACGACGGUGAAGACCAAUGCGAAAAAGAAGGUCUCCGUGGAUCAGUGAUGGCGCCCACAGUCCUCGCUACGCUGCAUAACUACGCCUGGUCCUCAUGCUCGAAGCAACAAUUCCAUGAGAAAUCUAAGAAAUGGUGGUGCCUUCAACAGCGCAGCCAAGACGAGGGCGUGGAAUUAGGAGGAGCUAAGGAGCUGUCUAAUUACGUAUUUACUAUGGAUGAGCAAUGCCGAACGGAAUUUGGUGAAGGGUUUUCAGUUUGCAAAUCGGUAAAAGUGAGGUCAGCGUGCGCUCGGCUGUGGUGCGCACAUCGUUCUAUGCCUCACGUAUGUCGUUCGAAAAGGGCUCCACCGUUAGAAGGAACACCCUGUGGUACUAAUCAUUGGUGCGUCGAUCGCGUUUGUGAGCCAAUGCCGGGUCACACUCUAGAAAAUAAAGAAGGUUCAGAGCAGAAACCAGCUGUGUGGGGAGAGUGGAGUGAGUGGAGCAAGUGCAGUGCUGAAUGCGGAUAUGGCCUGCGCACGCGCGUACGCCAUUGCACACAUGCUGGUAGCACGAUGGAGAGCGCUUGUGAGGGCGCCGGGUCGCAGGCGGCGACGUGCUGGUCGGGCGUGCCGUGCGCUUCCCGCGACCCCCGCGCAGACGCGUGUUACCGCCGCGCUAGCCAUCUCAUACCGUACUUACAUCAUGAAGAAUCAAAGCACUGUGAGAUUUGGUGCGUUGACUAUGGAGGAGGAAACUCGACCAGUUUUGGAUCUUUACCAGAUGGAACAUCUUGCAGCUACGAUCGACCUUAUGAUAUUUGCUACCAGGGAACAUGUGUCAAAGGCCAGUGCAAUGGAACUGAUCCGGUUUGCAACUGGUGUCCUGAUGGCUACUGCAACAACAACACUCAUGUAUACACGCGACAGCUCAAUAAAGGUUGGACGCGUCUAACAGUAAUUCCUCACGAGGCAAACCAACUGUCCGUACAUAUUGCAACUCCAGUAGCAAUAAAUAUCGCAAUACGAGAGCGCCGUCGGGACAGACCCAUAUUAGAACUAAAAUACCAUUCAAAACACUUCGAACUGGAUAAUAGGCAGGAUAACUAUCUGAAAUAUGAUCCCAAUGUGCCUGAAAAUCUGAGAAUUAUAGAAGUUGACAGCAAUGUGAUUGAUAUAAAGGAAGACGAACCUUUCGGCUUGGAAGGUGAAGUGGUGGCAGCUGGCAGCAUAUUGCGUUGGAAACAAACGGAAACGGAUGUGUCGAUAUCUGCAAUAUCCAGGUUGCAGACUGAUUUGAUGAUUAUGGCGGUUCCCAUGCAGCCGCUUGAAGAAAUAGUCGCUGUAGAGGUGUCUGUUAACUACAGCACGCCUGCCGGACGCACCAGACCUAUGGAGUACAGAUGGUUGAGCGAACGUGGUCCGUGUUCAGUUUCUUGCGGUGGAGGAGUACGAGCGGUGCGCCCGCGCUGUCCGCGCGACCAACACUGUGGCCCCACGCGGUAUGAGAGAUGCAAUACACAUAGUUGCGACUUCACCUGGGCGGGCGGCGAGUGGGAGGGGUGCAGCGCCACGUGCGGUAGCGCCGGCGUACAGGAGCGGCAGCUGUUUUGUGUUCCCUCAAAUAUAAGUAUAACAUCGAGGUGGGAGCUAAUACGACACAGCGUGUCUCCUGCACUCUGUCCCCCCGCUAAGCCGGAUAAAGAGCAACCUUGCAAUAGGAUACCUUGCCCAGUUUACUGGCAAGAGAUGCCUUGGACUCCGUGUUCAACAACAUGCGGCCGCGGAGUAUCACAUCGUCCCUUAAUAUGCCCUGCGCCAGAUGACAAUCUGUGCGGCCCGAAGCCCCGCGAGCGUCGUCGCCGGUGUCGCCUCCGUCGGUGUCCAUCCCGACCGUCCUUCGAUUGUCCCGAUACAGACGGCACGCAGUACUGCGAGCUGUUCACCAAAGAUCAGUUGGAGAGGAACUGCGUCGUACCACCCUUUAGAAAAUAUUGUUGCAAUGCUUGUAAAUCUGUCGUUCGUGGAGUA
This is a messenger RNA of Brenthis ino (lesser marbled fritillary), 3078 nucleotides long. The record is from the annotation of a GenBank genome assembly. Lineage: Eukaryota; Metazoa; Arthropoda; Insecta; Lepidoptera; Nymphalidae.